GGGUGUUUUCGAGUGACUAGUUAAUUCCUUGCGACAGUAAUGAUGCGACCCUAAUAGGAUUUGAGCCCUCUCCUUCCUGCCGAUUGUUUGAGGAGUACGCCGGGAUAACGAGGGAGGAGCUUAGGUGUGCGUGUGCGCGAGAAAGUAGGCUUUGCGUGGGAACGUGUGGUUUAAUCGGGAUCAACCCUAUGUUCCCAGGGUCCUAUGAACAUGUGUAUCUCUCUCUUGAUAUAAAUUAGCAUUGUAAGAGCUAACUUCGCAGUUCAAAUCGCAAAAGAACUAUAAAAGUGAAGUAUGCUAUUCAGGAGAAAUUCAGUACCAUCACAAAUACUAUGAUACUGAGCGAACAACAACACAUCUAGUAACUUGGUGUGGCUGCAGGUUCCUAGCAGAAAUGGGCAAACUACAGAGCAAGUUUCGCAAGAGGUCUGACAUCUACAGGGAGUCUCCGGGGGAGAAGGCUGAUCAUUUUGACAGUCAGGUGGUGCAGUAUGAACCUGCUCAUCAAGGGUCCAUAAACACUGUCACCAAUCUCAGCCCAGAGCUGUGUGUUUCUGGUGGGACUGACCAGGCUGUGGUGGUGUAUGACUGGAAACAAGGCCGAAUGUGUCAGUCCUUCCAGGGUCACAACCGAGAAGUUACCAAGGUGAUGUGUUAUCCGGGCAGUACAUGGAUCUUUAGUGCCUCACGGGAUAAGACGGUUCUGAUGUGGGACCUAAACCAGGGGGACGAACCUAUUCAAGAAUUUUGUGGGCACGAGUUGGUGGUCAAUGGACUAGCAAUCAGCCCUGAUGGGAGAAAGCUGUGCACCGGUUCUCGUGACAACUGGAUGUGCCUGUGGGAUAUAGAAUCCUCUAAAUGUGAACAGAGACACAACAUUUCCAGAAACCUGGUUACUCAUGUGUGUUGGGUGCCAGGCAGCUCCGCUGUAGUCCAGACCUCUGAGGAUAAGACCAUAAGGGUGUGGGACAGCCGUGCAUGGCAGGUAACCAAUACUUUUCCAGCCAAGCAAUACAUCCAGACCCACUGUGACGUUUCUCCAAAUGGAAACUAUCUGGUGUCCAGCAGCAAUGGCUUUGGAGGCCAAGGCUGUGAAGCUACGCUCUGGGACCUGCGUCAGCCUGGCUGUAAAGUUGUGGAGUACAGAGGCCAUCUGCAGACCACAGCCUGCUGUAUGUUUCUGCCUGUUCCUCCUAGUGGUACAGCUUGGGUAGCCACAUCCUCUCAUGACGGCUCUGUCAAAAUCUGGGAUCAAAACACAGCAGUCUGUUUAGGGACAUUGUCUCUGGAUGCUGCUGGUCCACUGGUUUCUCUGGCUCCCAGUGACUCGAACAAUCUACUGUGUGCCAGCUUCAACUCUGGCCUCCACCAUAUCCAGGUGGACCAGGGAUCAAACCAGGCUCAGGGUUCCGGGGCAGGUUCAGGUGGAGCUGGUGGCCUUGACAUAAAAGUUUUGGCACGCUUCUGACAGCCCAGAAGAACCUGGUGUGACUCGUAACCAUGACAUAUGAACAGCCAGUGACUCAUGUCACUUCCUUUUUUGUUUUGUUUUUUUAUAAUUUUACACAUUUUGCUUUACUAGACUGCCAUACAGUAAAGAAUGACAGAGGAGAUCAGUGAGACAAAGAGGGGAUGAUAGUGACGAGUGUGGAGGAUGCACCUGUUGUCCAGCCAGAGCCACCUGGAUGCCCAUCACAGCUGCUCUUUUCGGAGACUGGUCUGUGAGUCACAUUCUCCAUUAAUUGAUGACACUAUAAACACUAAAAUGAUCCUGCUUGGAUUGCUGCCUUCUUGGACCAAGCCAGAAUAACUGGGGCUUACUGUCAGUUUUAUACACUACUUCAGCUCAGCUGGAGUUGAUGUGAUGCUUCAUGCGCAUGUUGUAUUGCUUUUAUUGGUGAUACUGACUACAUGUUUGGAGGACAUCGUAAUGCGGCAUGGGUGGUGUUGGUAAUUAGGAAGUACACUAUUUAGAGCAAGAAAAGCCACUAUUUAGUCUGGUGUAUCUUCUCCUGAGUCUGACGGAGAACUGGAAGCCAAGUAGAAUAUCAUACUACGAGUAUGUAAUUAGGGUUUUUUUCUGCAUAAGAUUUAGUGAGUGCAAUCAGACUUGCUGUCUUGUUUGUCAAACACUUUGUGGCAAGUUAUUUUUGUCACCAAAACCGUAAUGAGGAACACGCAUAUGUUGAUGUUGUGUGAACGAAGUAACCUUUGAUUAGUUUGUACUGUAGCUUUAACCUGUCAAGUGUUAGACCAAACAAAUACCUAAGACACAACACUGUAUAAACAUGCUUUGUUUUUAGGUAGAAUUAUAUCGAUAAAGGUUUUUAAAGAUACAGAUUCUGAUAUUUUUUGAACUGAAGCUGCCUAUAGCUGAAGCUUGGUGGCAAUAUCCAAUGUAUCUAAAUUUGAAAAUUACUAUGCAAAAUACAGGGGUUAUUCCCUUUUUAUUAAUAACAUAUAAUUUGAAUUAACAAAUGGGAAUAAAAGAUAUUGAAAAUGGAAAAGAAAGCUGCUCUGCAUCUACAAAAAAACUGCUACAACUUAGUUAAUUAUUGUUUGAUCAACAUUGAUUGACUAUUAACAACAAAUAUUGACAUUUAACAUUCUGUGCUAUUAACAACAGAUAUUGAACUUCUCUGUUUGAAUUAACAAUCCAGCCAACGAAUGCUAAUGUUAAUAUUAGCAGCCUUAAGUGGUUGAAUUUGGCCGCAUUACAUUCCUACCUGAACUGAACUGUCAGGAGUUAAACCACUCAUUUCAAGGGUAAGUUAAACGAUGAUUACUUUGCCAGUUUCAGCAGCUCACAAAUGACCUUUUUAUUUGUAGAUAUCCAGGUGACCAUCUCUCCCAAAGACAAUAGUUGCUAUAUCAUUCAAUUCCUUUUUAGAUAAUUGUUUGCAACUAAAGGAACAAAAUGGACAGCUCAGGAGGUGGAUCAAAGUAAUCAGUUUAACAGUAAUGUCCUCUCAGGUGAUUCCAAAUGCACUUAAAUGGAUAUUAAUUUGAAGGUUUAUGUUGGUUUAGUACCUACUGAACAUUUGUUUGUUCCAGGCAUAUGUCGGUUACACCACUGGUUACAGUGAAAACUUAAGAGCUGCAAUAAGAAAACUCCACAUUCAGUAAUAAAUUAUUUUUCUAAACUUUUGGGAACACUACAAGCAGUAGAGAACCAAAGCUGAUCAGACAUUUAAUUUUGUGUGAAGUUUGUAUUUGACACUCUACACAUCACCAGUUGGUUUAAUUGUAUCGAUCUUUGUUUGAUAAAUUAUAAUUAAGCAAUAAAUAAUUUAAAAUGAGGAGUAAA
Molecule: messenger RNA, 3307 nt
Organism: Micropterus salmoides (largemouth bass)
Lineage: Eukaryota; Metazoa; Chordata; Actinopteri; Centrarchiformes; Centrarchidae
Gene: wdr31
Product: WD repeat domain 31
Exons: 10
Coding region: 395-1468 (357 amino acids)
Molecular function (GO): protein binding
Source: RefSeq, a predicted model, not a curated record